Molecule: messenger RNA, 6198 nt
Organism: Cebus imitator (Panamanian white-faced capuchin)
Lineage: Eukaryota; Metazoa; Chordata; Mammalia; Primates; Cebidae
Gene: PTPRK
Product: protein tyrosine phosphatase receptor type K
Exons: 34
Coding region: 210-4754 (1514 amino acids)
Biological process (GO): protein dephosphorylation
Cellular component (GO): membrane
Molecular function (GO): protein tyrosine phosphatase activity; protein binding
Source: RefSeq, a predicted model, not a curated record
AGCUGCCGCCGCGGCCGGCCGGCGACGCUGGCGACGCUUUCGCCCCCGAGGUAGUUUGGCGACCGCGAAGGAGGAAAAACUGCGGGCGGGCGGCUGUCCUCUCCCCGUCCUCACCCAGCGAGGCUCGGCCCGCGCCUCCGUCGUGGAUUUCGCGGCGAUCCCCCCGGCAGCUCUUUGCAAAGCUGCUUGAAACUUCUCCCAAACUCGGCAUGGAUACGGCGGCGGCGGUGCUGCCUGCUUUUGUGGCGCUCUUGCUCUUCUCCCCUUGGCCUCUCCUGGGGUCGGCCCAAGGCCAGUUCUCCGCAGGCGGCUGUACUUUUGAUGAUGGUCCAGGAGCUUGUGAUUACCACCAGGAUCUGUAUGAUGACUUUGAAUGGGUGCAUGUUAGCGCUCAGGAGCCUCAUUAUCUACCACCUGAGAUGCCUCAAGGUUCCUAUAUGAUAGUGGACUCUUCAGAUCAUGACCCUGGAGAAAAAGCCAGACUUCAGCUGCCUACAAUGAAGGAAAACGACACUCACUGCAUUGAUUUCAGUUAUCUAUUAUAUAGCCAGAAAGGGCUGAAUCCUGGCACUUUGAACAUAUUAGUUAGGGUGAAUAAAGGACCUCUUGCCAACCCAAUUUGGAAUGUGACUGGAUUCACCGGUAGAGAUUGGCUUCGGGCUGAGCUAGCAGUGAGCACCUUUUGGCCCAAUGAAUAUCAGGUAAUCAUAUACCUGAAAGCUCAGUCAGCACCUCCUGCCUUUGCUUUAUUUGGAGAAGUCCACAUCUGGCUGGCCCUGUUCUCAGAUACUGGCCUUGUCUACUUGGCCUUGAACUGCCAAGCUCUGCAGGGUUCAGCAGAUUGGAUCAUGGUCCAGAAGAGACUCUGGCGUAAGAGAGCUGGUUACCAAGAAGCUUGCUACGCGCUGUCCUGGAAUUUUGAAUUGGGAGCUGGAGUAGGAGAUAAAUCUCCUCAUUUCCUCCGUCUAGGGGAUGUAGAGGUGAAUGCAGGGCAGAAUGCUACAUUUCAGUGCAUUGCCACAGGGAGAGAUGCUGUUCAUAACAAGUUAUGGCUGCAGAGACGAAAUGGAGAAGAUAUACCAGUAGCCCAGACUAAGAACAUCAAUCACAGAAGAUUUGCCGCUUCCUUCAGAUUGCAAGAAGUGACAAAAACUGACCAGGAUUUGUAUCGCUGUGUAACUCAGUCAGAACGAGGUUCUGGUGUGUCCAAUUUUGCUCAACUUAUUGUGAGAGAACCACCAAGACCCAUUGCUCCUCCUCAGCUGCUUGGUGUUGGGCCUACAUAUUUGCUGAUCCAGCUAAAUGCCAACUCCAUCAUUGGUGAUGGUCCUAUCAUCCUAAAAGAGGUAGAGUACCGAAUGACAUCAGGAUCCUGGACAGAAACCCACGCAGUCAAUGCUCCAACUUACAAAUUAUGGCAUUUAGAUCCAGAUACCGAAUAUGAGAUCCGAGUUCUACUUACGAGACCUGGUGAAGGUGGAACGGGGCUCCCAGGACCCCCACUAAUCACCAGAACAAAGUGUGCAGAACCUAUGCGAACCCCAAAGACAUUAAAGAUUGCUGAAAUACAGGCAAGACGGAUUGCUGUGGACUGGGAAUCCCUGGGUUACAACAUUACACGUUGCCACACUUUCAAUGUCACUAUCUGCUACCAUUACUUCCGUGGUCACAAUGAGAGUAAGGCAGACUGUUUGGACAUGGACCCCAAAGCCCCUCAGCAUGUUGUGAACCAUCUGCCACCUUAUACAAAUGUCAGCCUCAAGAUGAUCCUAACCAAUCCAGAGGGAAGGAAGGAGAGUGAAGAGACAAUUAUUCAAACUGAUGAAGAUGUGCCUGGUCCCGUACCAGUAAAAUCUCUUCAAGGAACAUCCUUUGAAAAUAAGAUCUUCCUGAACUGGAAAGAACCUUUGGAUCCAAAUGGAAUCAUCACUCAAUAUGAGAUCAGCUAUAGCAGUAUAAGAUCAUUUGAUCCUGCAGUUCCAGUGGCUGGACCUCCCCAGACUGUAUCAAAUUUGUGGAACAGUACACACCAUGUCUUUAUGCAUCUCCACCCUGGAACCACGUACCAGUUUUUCAUAAAGGCCAGUACAGUCAAAGGCUUCGGGCCAGCCACGGCCAUCAAUGUCACCACUAAUAUCUCAGCUCCCACUUUACCUGACUAUGAAGGAAUUGAUGCCUCUCUCAAUGAAACUGCUACCACAAUAACUGUAUUGUUGAGACCAGCACAAGCCAAAGGUGCUCCUAUCAGUGCUUAUCAGAUUGUUGUGGAAGAGCUGCACCCACACCGAACCAAGAGAGAAGCUGGAGCCAUGGAAUGCUACCAGGUUCCUGUCACAUACCAAAAUGCCAUGAGUGGAGGUGCACCCUAUUACUUUGCUGCAGAGCUGCCCCCGGGAAACCUGCCUGAGCCUGCCCCAUUCACUGUGGGUGACAAUAGGACCUACCAAGGCUUUUGGAACCCUCCUUUGGCUCCACGAAAAGGAUACAACAUCUAUUUCCAGGCGAUGAGCAGUGUGGAGAAGGAAACUAAAACCCAGUGUGUACGCAUUGCUACAAAAGCAGCAGCAACAGAAGAACCAGAAGUUAUCCCAGAUCCCGCCAAGCAGACAGACAGAGUGGUGAAAAUAGCAGGAAUUAGUGCUGGAAUUUUGGUGUUCAUCCUCCUUCUCCUAGUUGUCAUAUUAAUUGUAAAAAAGAGUAAACUUGCUAAAAAACGCAAAGAUGCCAUGGGGAAUACCCGGCAGGAGAUGACUCACAUGGUGAAUGCAAUGGAUCGAAGCUAUGCUGAUCAGAGCACUCUGCACGCAGAAGAUCCUCUUUCCAUCACCUUCAUGGACCAACAUAACUUUAGUCCAAGAUUGCCCAAUGAUCCACUUGUACCGACUGCUGUGUUAGUCCCUAUAACAGAUGAGAACCACAGUGCUACAGCAGAGUCCAGUCGCCUUCUAGACGUACCUCGCUACCUCUGUGAGGGGACGGAAUCCCCUUACCAGACAGGACAGCUGCAUCCAGCCAUCAGGGUAGCUGAUUUACUGCAGCACAUUAAUCUCAUGAAGACCUCAGACAGCUAUGGGUUCAAAGAGGAAUAUGAGAGCUUCUUUGAAGGACAGUCAGCAUCUUGGGAUGUAGCUAAAAAAGAUCAAAAUAGAGCAAAAAACCGAUAUGGAAACAUUAUAGCAUAUGAUCACUCCAGAGUAAUUUUGCAACCUGUAGAGGAUGAUCCUUCCUCAGAUUAUAUUAAUGCCAACUAUAUUGAUAUUUGGCUGUACAGGGAUGGCUACCAGAGACCAAGUCACUACAUUGCAACCCAAGGUCCCGUUCAUGAAACAGUAUAUGAUUUCUGGAGGAUGAUUUGGCAAGAACAAUCUGCUUGCAUUGUGAUGGUUACAAAUUUAGUUGAAGUUGGCCGGGUUAAAUGCUAUAAAUAUUGGCCUGAUGAUACUGAAGUUUAUGGUGACUUCAAAGUAACCUGUGUAGAGAUGGAACCACUUGCAGAAUAUGUAGUUAGGACAUUUACCCUGGAAAGGAGGGGAUACAAUGAAAUCCGUGAAGUUAAACAGUUCCAUUUCACGGGCUGGCCUGACCAUGGAGUGCCCUACCAUGCUACAGGGCUUCUUUCCUUUAUCCGGCGAGUCAAGUUAUCCAACCCUCCCAGUGCUGGCCCCAUCGUUGUACAUUGCAGUGCUGGUGCUGGAAGAACUGGCUGUUACAUUGUGAUUGACAUCAUGCUGGACAUGGCUGAAAGAGAGGGUGUUGUUGAUAUCUACAAUUGUGUCAAAGCCUUACGAUCUCGUCGUAUCAAUAUGGUCCAGACAGAGGAACAAUACAUUUUUAUUCAUGAUGCCAUUUUAGAAGCCUGCUUAUGUGGAGAAACUGCCAUACCUGUCUGUGAAUUUAAAGCUGCAUAUUUUGAUAUGAUUAGAAUAGACUCUCAGACUAACUCUUCACAUCUCAAGGAUGAAUUUCAGACUCUGAAUUCAGUCACCCCUCGACUACAAGCUGAAGACUGCAGUAUAGCAUGCCUGCCAAGGAACCAUGACAAGAACCGUUUCAUGGACAUGCUGCCACCUGACAGAUGUCUGCCUUUUUUAAUUACAAUUGAUGGGGAGAGCAGUAACUACAUCAAUGCUGCUCUUAUGGACAGCUACAGGCAACCAGCUGCUUUCAUCGUCACACAAUACCCUCUGCCAAACACUGUGAAAGACUUCUGGAGAUUAGUGUAUGAUUAUGGCUGUACCUCCAUUGUGAUGUUAAACGAAGUCGACUUGUCCCAGGGCUGCCCUCAAUACUGGCCAGAGGAAGGGAUGCUACGAUAUGGCCCCAUCCAAGUGGAAUGUAUGUCUUGUUCAAUGGAUUGUGAUGUGAUCAACCGGAUUUUUAGGAUAUGCAAUCUAACAAGACCACAGGAAGGUUAUCUGAUGGUACAGCAGUUUCAGUACCUAGGAUGGGCUUCUCAUCGAGAAGUGCCUGGAUCCAAAAGGUCAUUCUUGAAACUGAUACUGCAGGUGGAAAAGUGGCAGGAGGAAUGCGAGGAAGGGGAAGGCCGGACGAUUAUCCACUGCCUAAAUGGUGGUGGACGAAGUGGCAUGUUCUGUGCUAUUGGCAUUGUCGUUGAAAUGGUGAAACGGCAAAAUGUUGUCGAUGUUUUCCAUGCGGUAAAAACACUAAGGAACAGCAAGCCAAACAUGGUGGAAGCCCCGGAGCAAUACCGUUUCUGCUAUGAUGUAGCAUUGGAGUACCUGGAAUCAUCUUAAUUGGGUGAGACUCUUUAAAGUGCGUCCACGAGGAAACCUGUUCGUCUAUUGAGCCAGCAGCUGUUGUACCUGUUACACUUGUGCAGAAAGAUUUUAAUGUGGGGGGUGGGAGACUUUUACAUUUGAGAGGUAAAAGUAUUUUUCUUAUGAAGUUGUGUAUCUUAAUAAAAAGGACUUAAUUAGUUUUUAUUACUAUAUUAAAGCAUCAACAUUUCAUGCCACAUAAAUUAUAUUUAAUAAGAACCAGAUUCAAAUGAGAACUUAUUGGUGUUUGUACAGUGAACAUGCCACCUUUUCUCUUGUGGUUUCAGUAGAGCAGCUACCACAUGUUGCAUGAGUUCAUACUUUCUAUGUGGCAUUUUUCUCCCUUUUUAAAAUGAAAGCUGAUGAAUCUUAAAAGGAAAAAGAAAAGAAAAGCUGUGCAAAUUCAUAGUAAAGUUCAUUUUUUAUAUGUUUCAAGUGUAGCAGAUCUCUAUAUAAAUAUAUAAAUAUAUAUAACUGGCUUAUUUUCUUUUAAUGUGCAAUGAUGGCUGGAUCAUUUAAAGUUCUUUUUAGAAAAUAACAUAAGCCAAAGACUCAAGUGUAAAUAUGUCUAUAUGGAGAAAGCACAUUAUAUUUAUUGGUUACCUACAUUCCUUUUUUGAUGGCUAAAAUACUACCACCACACAAUCAUCUUUUUUUUCCUUGAAGAAAGCUUUUUCUUUAGCUGAAAUCAGUUGUAAACGAUUUUUGUAGAUUAUUUUUUGUAUGUUUUAGUGUAAGUAGAGGAUAAACUUUUUAUUCAUAAACCAGGAAACGAUGUUCUUUAUAGUGUUUCUCUUGUGUACAUGCUUGUGAAUUAAAUUUGUGUAAAAUCCCUUGGCAAUUGGUCUUUUAAUAUAGGACCAAAUUAAAACAUUUUGCUGAAAAUGUAUAGUUUUUCACAAUUUCAUUACAUAAAUAAUGGUUUGGUGAUCAUACAUGAGAAAUGUACACAUUAAAAGGCCUUGCUGACAACUUGCACAAGGUUGAACAUGACCUUUAAGCAUCAUUUAAAUUUUAAAGGAAUUGAUUUUUUCAGCGUGUGGCCCAUCGCUGGUCAAGAAAACAAGAUGGCAAUAUAUAUGCUUUCAGGGUCAAAUUUUAGCAAACUGUAAACUGUCAGGGUGAUAAAAUGUUCCUCUUGAUGUUUACAUGCACAAGCUUUGGGUUCUGACUAUAAAAAGUGUGAACAAAUCAAUGCCAGAUUCCUGUUUUGCGCAUUGUCAUGGGAUUCUUAAGUGAACCUUUCUAAACGUGGUCUUGUUCACAUGCUCUAUGUAGCUGUAACUUCACAUCAUCAGCUUGCAGUUUGUAAUUGACUAAAGCAUUCCAGUGUCCUCUUUCUAGAUUGCCAGUUCAUGACAUGGUGCUUAUAAAGAUUUAAUUAAAGUAAGAAUGAAAUAAAGUUUUUAUAAUGAUCAUA